UCACUCUUUCAUCGGAGCAUAAAAAUGUUGAGCAUCUAUUGAUAUUGCAAAACAAGUUCAAGGGUUAGGGGGUGAUUGAAAAUUCCAUCAUCCCUCGAUUUCGUGAUAUCAGAUUUCCCGAAGAUGGUCAGCCUAGCUCGCAGUUUAAAUUCUACAGCGAGUGGUGCUGUUUUUUUCGACAGUCCGUUGAACAUGGAUGAUGAGGAAUAUCUACAGCCUGUUCUGUCUUCUGAGGAGGAAGAAACUUUUCAGCCGCUGGAUACAGCUCUUAUUGCUGCUGUACCAUUGCUGUUUGGGGCUGUCUUGGAAAUCACUGGAAUUAUUUUCGUGUCCCUCUGGCCCGAGGAGCGCAACAAAUGUGACACAUAUUUCAUAUUCCUCUACCUCCACUGUGCCUACUGGUUCAUGGUCAUGGUGACAGAUUACCUUGUUCGCCAGAAGCACCACAACCUGAGAAUCUGUGGAUACCUUGAUUUCUAUCAGUCCACGUAUCAGCACAUUCGAACACCUCUGUUCAUAGCCUCCCUCUGGAACACAUCGUAUCUGCUGCUCGCUGUUCUUCUCCAUCAUACUCAUAAGGUCGAUUAUGAGGCGUAUUGUCGAUCGUCCGAGUGGUUCACUCCUGUCAAUUACAUUUUACUGCUGACCACCUUGGAGCUGAUGAUUAUUAUUCCUGUUUAUGUGAAUUAUAUCAAACGUGUCCUUCGGUUCAAUCGCACAAAGCCGCCCCCUGACGUAACCAGGGAGGAAUGGUUGACGUCAUUCACACAAGAUUCGUACGCAGGUAGUACUGAAGUUGGUUAUCAACAAAGAGGGUCCGAUCUCACCGAACUCCUAGAGAAGCAAGCUGAUCUGAUAAGGUACCUUAGAGACCACAACGUUAAAUUGAGCCACCGUAUGAUGCUCCUGGCGUCCCAACGUCGCGCCGAACCCUAGAUGAAACCCAGUGAAAAUUCUCAAUUGAAAAUGCUCUGAAAUGUUUUACACCUCCACUGAGUGAGUUAUGGAUAAGUUUUUUAACCAGAAGUUCAACGUGUGCUAUCUAUGAAUAUGAAUAAUAUAUCGCGUAAAAUUUAUAUUUCCGUGUGUGCAAAGAAUUUUUAAUAUUUUCGACUUAUUUUGACACGAUCCAUUCAUUCUGUGUCGUAUUGUCAUCGAUUAACUAUCUCCUUUGCUUAGAAUUAUCUUGAAAUUAUUUGUUUAGUUAAUAAUUAUCAUUGGGUACAUAAGAACGCUAGUAAGUCAUCGAUUAUUUCAAAAUAACUAAAGUAUUACGUUUUAAUUUAAUUAAUAUUAAUAUAACAACGAGAGGGAGAGAGAGAGUCUAUACCAUGCAAUUAGAAUAAUAUGGUUUCUGUGAUAUGAAUGGGAUAUUUUGAAAAUUUAUAAUUCGCGUGUAAAUAAUAUGAUUUUACCAACUCAAUAAAAUAUAUAUUCAUUAUAUA
Molecule: messenger RNA, 1445 nt
Organism: Diachasma alloeum
Lineage: Eukaryota; Metazoa; Arthropoda; Insecta; Hymenoptera; Braconidae
Product: transmembrane protein 192
Exons: 4
Coding region: 124-936 (270 amino acids)
Cellular component (GO): lysosomal membrane; late endosome
Source: RefSeq, a predicted model, not a curated record